Messenger RNA from Lepus europaeus (European hare), 5379 nucleotides. RefSeq names its product ATP binding cassette subfamily A member 7 (gene ABCA7). Gene Ontology annotation, cellular component: intracellular membrane-bounded organelle; membrane. Gene Ontology annotation, biological process: lipid transport; transmembrane transport. The record is from RefSeq and is a predicted model, not a curated record. The annotation marks the transcript as partial. Gene Ontology annotation, molecular function: ATP binding; ATP hydrolysis activity; ABC-type transporter activity. The transcript has 38 exons. NCBI's taxonomy places the organism in Eukaryota, Metazoa, Chordata, Mammalia, Lagomorpha, Leporidae.
ACCAUGGCCUUCUGGGCGCAGCUGCGGCUGCUGCUGUGGAAGAACCUCCUGUACCGCAGGAGACAGCCGGUGCAGCUCCUGGUGGAGGUGCUGUGGCCGCUCUUCCUCUUCUUCAUCCUGGUGGCCGUGCGCCACUCGCACCCUGCGCUGGAGCACCACGAAUGCCACUUCGCCAACAAGCCGCUGCCGUCGGCGGGCACCGUGCCCUGGCUGCAGGGCCUGCUGUGCACCCUGAACAACACCUGCUUCCCCCGGCCGACGCCCGGCGAGCAGCCCGGACGCCUGGACAACUUCAACGACUCCCUGGUCUCUCGGCUGCUGGCCGACAUUCACGCAGUGCUGGGGGGGCCCAGUGCCCGCCGGACGCUGGCUGGCCUGGGGAAGCUGAUGCCGGUGCUGAGGGCGGCCGGCAGCCAAGCCCGAUUUCUGUCCCAGGAGCGACCUUCACCGGCCACUCAGCUGCUGGGGACACUGCUGCCCGGGACACCUCUAGUGUCCACACUGGGCAGCUUUGUGGAGGCUGCUGAGGACCUGGCCCAGGAGCUGCGGUCGCUGUCCAGCCUGGCGGAGCUGCGGGCGCUGCUGCAGAGACCCCGAGGCACGGGCAGCCCCCUGGAGCUGGUAUGGGAAACCCUGUGCAGUGCGCCGGGCUCCAGCAGCCCGGCCGGCCUCUCCCUCAACUGGUUCGAAGCCGGGGACCUGAAGGAGUUUGUGGGGUCGGAGCCGGUGCCAGCCCUGCCUGUCGGCAGCCUGAGCCCCACCUGCGUGGAGCUGCUGGGGGCUCCGGAGGACCGGCCCCUGUCCCGCCUGCUCUGGAGGUUCCUGAAGCCGCUCCUGCACGGGAAGCUGCUGUUCACGCCUGACACGAACUUCACCCGGCAGCUCAUGGCCCAGGUGAACCAGACCUUUCAGGAGCUAGCCAUGCUGAGGGACCUGCCCGAAGCCUGGAGGACGCUGGGCCCCCAAAUCUUCGCUUUCAUGAAUGACAGCGCGAACAUGGCCGUGCUGCAGAGGCUCCUGCGAAUGCGGGACAAAGGCAGGAGGCCGGAGCAGGCCGAGGCCCUCAGCGCCUUCCUGGACCCCAGCCUGGGCGGCUACAGCUGGCGGACGGCGCACGCAGACCUGGAUCGCCUGAUGGACGGACUGGGCCGAGUGAUGGAGUGCGUGUCCCUGGACAAGCUGGAGGCCCUGCCCUCCGAAGCUGCCCUGGAGGUCCGGGCGCUGCAGCUGCUGGCCGAGCACCGCUUCUGGGCGGGCGUGGUCUUCCUGGGGCCCGAGGACCCCCUGGACCCCACGGAGCUCCCAGCUCCAGGCCUGGGGCCCGGCCACGUGCGUCUCAAGAUCCGCAUGGACAUCGAUGAGGUCACGAGGACCAAUAAGAUCCGGGACAGGUUUUGGGACCCCGGCCCGGCGGCGGACCCCCUGACCGACCUGCGCUACGUGUGGGGCGGCUUCGUGUACCUGCAGGACCUGCUGGAGCGCGCGGCCGUGCGCGUGCUCAGCGGUGCCGCCCCCCGCGCCGGCUUCCACCUGCAGCAGAUGCCGUACCCCUGCUACGUGGACGACAUGUUCCUGCGCGUGCUGAGCCGCUCCUUGCCGCUGUUCCUGACGCUGGCCUGGAUCUACUCGGUGGCGCUGACCGUGAAGGCCGUGGUGCGGGAGAAGGAGACGCGGCUGCGGGACACCAUGCGCGCCAUGGGGCUGGGGCGCGCCGUGCUCUGGCUCGCCUGGCUCCUCAGCAGCCUGGGGCCCUUCCUGCUCAGCGCCGCGCUGCUGGUACUGGUGCUCAAGCGGGGGGACAUCCUCCCCUACAGCCACCCCGGCGUGCUCUUCCUGUUCCUGGCGGCCUUCGCCGUGGCCACGGUGGCCCAGAGCUUCCUGCUCAGCGCCUUCUUCUCGCGGGCCAACCUGGCGGCCGCCUGCGGGGGCCUGGCCUACUUCGCCCUCUACCUGCCCUACGUGCUGUGCGUGGCCUGGCGGGACCAGCUGCCUGCGGGGGCCCGCGUGGCCGCGAGCCUGCUGUCGCCCGUGGCCUUCGGCUUCGGCUGCGAGAGCCUGGCGCUGCUGGAGGAGCAGGGCGAGGGCGCCCAGUGGGACAACCUGGGCAGCGGGCCGGCGGCCGACGUCUUCAGCCUGGCCCAGGUCUCCGGCCUGCUGCUGCUGGACGCCCUGCUCUACGGCCUGGCCACCUGGUACCUGGAGGCCGUGUGCCCAGGCCAGUACGGCAUCCCUGAGCCAUGGAACUUUCCCUUCCGGAGGAGCUACUGGUGUGGGCCGGGGCCCCCUAAGGGUCCUGCCCCACCCCCUGCCCCGCAGGACCCGAAAGUGCUGGUGGAGGAGGCGCCACCCGGCCUGCACCCCGGGGUCUCCCUGCGGGGGCUGGAGAAGCGCUUUCCCGGCAGCCCGCAGCCAGCCCUGCGGGGCCUCAGCCUGGAUUUCUACGAGGGCCACAUCACCGCCUUCCUGGGCCACAACGGGGCCGGCAAGACGACCACGCUGUCCAUCCUGAGCGGCCUCUUCCCACCCAGCGGGGGCUCGGCCUUCGUCCUGGGCCACGAUGUCCGGUUUGACAUGGCAGCCGUCCGGCCCCACCUGGGCGUGUGCCCCCAGCACAACGUGCUCUUCGACCUGCUGACGGUGGACGAGCACAUGUGGUUCUAUGGGCGGCUGAAAGGUCUGAGUGCAGCUGCCGUGGGCCCCGAGCAGGACCGGCUGCUGCAGGACGUGGGGCUCGUCCCCAAGCGGGGUGCGCAGACCCGGCACCUCUCGGGCGGGAUGCAGAGGAAGCUGUCCGUGGCCAUCGCCUUCGUGGGCGGCCCCCACGUGGUCAUCCUGGAUGAGCCCACGGCCGGCGUGGACCCCGCUUCCCGCCGUGGCAUCUGGGAGCUGCUGCUCAAAUACCGCGAAGGCCGCACCCUCAUCCUGUCCACACACCACCUGGACGAGGCGGAGCUCCUGGGAGACCGCGUGGCCGUGGUGGCCGGGGGCCGGCUGUGCUGCUGCGGGUCCCCACUGUUCCUGCGUCGCCACCUGGGCUCCGGAUACUACCUGACGCUGGCCAAGAGGCCGCCUCCCCUGACCGCCUCUGAGAAGGGUGGCGCUGAUGUGCAGCAUAGCCGGGAGCCGGGCGGCCAGGGAGCCACCGCGGGCGCAGCCCAGCUCCUGGCCCUGGUGCGGCGCUGGGUGCCCGGUGCCCGGCUCGUGGAGGAGCUGCCGCACGAGCUGGUGCUGGCGCUGCCCUACGCGGGCGCCCAGGACGGCAGCUUCGUCCGGCUGUUCCAGGAGCUGGAUCAGCAGCUGGGGGAGCUGGAUCUCACCGGCUACGGGAUUUCCGACACCAGCCUCGAGGAGAUCUUCCUGAAGGUGGUGGAGCAGUGUGCUGCGGACAGAGACACAGACCCAGACUGGGAGGGUGGCCGAUCCCCAGCCGGCCCGGAGCUGCGCCAGGGGCUCAGGAUUCUGCCGGAGGAGCCGGCCCUGGAGAACGGGGAGCCGGCCGGGUCAGCCCCGGAGACCUGGGCCCUGCACGGCGCCGAGCCAGGCCGCGCGGGCCAGGUGCGGGGCUGGGCGCUGACCCGCCAGCAGCUCCGGGCCCUGCUGCUCAAGCGCUUCCUGCUGGCCCGCCGCAGCCGCAGGGGCCUGUUCGCCCAGAUGGUGCUGCCCGCCCUCUUCGUGGGCCUCGCGCUGGUGUUCAGCCGCAUCGUGCCUCCCGCCGGGCACUACCCGGCCCUGCAGCUCAGUCCGGCCAUGUACGGGGCCCAGGUGUCCUUCUUCAGUGAGGAUGCGCCAGGGGACCCGGGCAGGGCCCACCUGCUGGAGAUGCUGCUUGCCGAGGCGGGGCUGCAGGAGCCGGAGCUGCACAACACCUCCCACCGGCUGCCCGAGUGCUCGUCACCCCUGGCUUGCCAGUUCUUGGUGCCCGAGGUUCCUGCCAACGUGGCCGAGGCCUUGGCCGUCGGGAACUGGACCCCGGAGUUCCCGUCCCCCGCCUGCCAGUGCAGCCGGCCCGGCGCCCGGCGCCUGCUCCCCGACUGCCCGGCUGCAGCCGGCGGCCCCCCGCCUCCGCAGGCGGUGGGCAGCUCGGGGGAGGUGGUGCAGAACCUGACCGGCCGGAACGUGGCCGACUUCCUGGUGAAGACCUACGCGGGGCUGGUGCGCAAGGGGCUGAAGACCAAGAAGUGGGUGGACGAGGUCAGGUACGGGGGCUUCUCGCUGGGGGGCCGAGACUCCAGCCUGCCCUCGGGGCGCGAGGUGGGCCGCACGGUGCAGGAGCUCCGUGCACUGCUCAGCCCCGCCCCUGGCGGGGCUCUGGACCACGUCCUCAACAACCUCACGGCCUGGGCGGGCGGCCUGGACGCCUGGGACAGCAUCAAGAUCUGGUUCAACAACAAGGGUUGGCACGCCAUGGUGGCCUUUCUCAACCGGGCCAACAACGCGCUGCUCCAGGCCCGCCUGCCGCCCGGCCCAGCCCGCCGCGCCCACCGCAUCACCACGCUCAACCACCCCAUCACCACGCUCAACCAACCCCUGAACCUCACCAAGGAGCAGCUGUCCGAGGCUGCGCUGAUGGCCUCCUCCACGGACGUCCUCGUGUCCAUCUGCGUGGUCUUCGCCAUGUCCUUCGUCCCGGCCAGCUUCACCCUGGUCCUCAUCGAGGAGCGGGUCAGCCAGGCCACGCACCUGCAGCUCGUGGCGGGCCUGCCGCCCACCCUGUACUGGCUCAGCAACUUCCUCUGGGACAUGUGUAAUUACCUGUUGCCGGCGGGCAGUGUGGUGCUCAUCUUCCUGGCCUUCCAGCCGAGGGCCUACGUGGCCCCCGCCAACCUGCCCGCGCUGCUGUCCCUGCUGCUGCUGUACGGCUGGUCCAUCACUCCGCUCAUGUACCCGGCCUCCUUCUUCUUCUCCGUGCCCAGCACGGCCUACGUGGUGCUCACCUGCGUCAACCUCUUCAUCGGCAUCAACGGCAGCAUGGCCACCUUCGUGCUGGAGCUCCUCUCUGAUCCGAAGCUGCAGGAGGUGAGCCGGGUCCUGAAGCGCGUCUUCCUCAUCUUCCCCCACUUCUGCCUGGGCCGCGGGCUCAUCGACAUGGUGCAGCACCAGGCCCUGGCUGACGCCUUCCAGCGCCUGGGGCACAGGCAGCUCCAGUCUCCGCUGCGCUGGGCGGUGGUCGGCAAGAACCUCCUGGCCAUGGCGGUGCAGGGGCCCAUCUUCCUCCUCGUCACACUGCUGCUGCAGCAUCGCCGCCGCCUCCUGCCACGGCCCUCGCUGAGGCUGCUGCCAGCCCUGGGGCAGGAGGACGAGGACGUGGCCCGCGAGAGGGAGCGGGUGGCCCAAGGGGCCACGCAGGGGGAUGUGCUGGUGCUGAGGGACUUGACCAAG